AUGGGAUUCUCCUCCAUGCUGCUGAUGAAGUUCGACAGCGAGACCAUCCUUGCGUGGGAGAAGCACUCCGUCCACUUCGAGCGGGACAAAUAUCAGGAGCUGAUGAAAUUUGUCGAAGAUCGGAUCCAGAUCCUGAAAUCCACUAAAAGCCUUACCAUUGUAGAGGAUUCGACGAUUAAGGUGGCCGGCAACACACGGCAAAUUACCUCACGGAGAGCCAUUCACAAAUCCUCGGGGCAACCACGGUUUUUAUUGGAGUGCGGUGAAAAUCACUCGCUACACAUGUGUCCAAUAUUCAACGGCAAGGAUGUACAGCAGCGACGCGACAUCGUGGCAAAGAAGUGCUGUUGCUGGAAUUGCCUUAGCAAUACGCAUCUAGCGAAGGACUGCAAGUCGGAUCGGUCCUGUCGCACGUGUGGGGAGCGUCAUCAUUCACUGCUACACAUUUCUUCGACGAUAUCGAUGGGUGUUGUCAAAACAAACACGUGA
Anopheles coustani is the source of this 489-nucleotide messenger RNA. RefSeq lists its product as uncharacterized. The record is from RefSeq and is a predicted model, not a curated record. The coding region runs from base 1 to 489 and encodes 162 amino acids. NCBI's taxonomy places the organism in Eukaryota, Metazoa, Arthropoda, Insecta, Diptera, Culicidae. The transcript has a single exon.